AUGGCGUCGGAGACGGCACAGUCGACGGCGAGCAAGAAGGUGGACGCGUCGGAGUAUGAGGUGACGCAGAAGAUCAGCCCGUUCCUGGACGCGCACCUCGUGUUCCCGCUCCUCGACUUCCUCGAGGAGAACACGUCCUACGAGGCCGGGAGCGUCCAGCGGGCGCGCCUGGACCUGCUGGCGCCGACGAACAUGGUGGACUACGCCAUCGAGAUCCGGAGCGCGCUCGGCGACGCGAACGCGGCCCUCGUCGAGGGCGCGCCGUCCGUCGAGGCCAUGGAGGCGCGGCGCGACGCGGCCAAGGUCCAGCGCGUCGCCGAGGUAUUAGAGGACGCCGAGGCCGUGGAGCAGAUGAAGCGCGACGGCACCUACACCGCCGCGGACCUCGAAGCCAAACACGGCAUCGGCCCCGCGAACUGGGCCGACUACUUCGAGUUCGCGAAAUUCCUCUACGAGUGCGGCGACUACGAGGGCGCGCGCGACAUGCUCGACCACUACCUGGCCCUCUGCUUCCCCGCGGGCAAGAAGCUCGACGCGUCGGGCUUCCGCGCGCUCUGGGGCAAGUUCGGCUCCGAGGUGCUGCUGAAGAACUGGGAGGGCGCGCUCCACGAUUUGGGCCGGCUCCGGGCGGCGAUCGACGACUUCGGCGCGCCGCCCCUCGAGCAGCUCCAGCAGCGGUCCUGGCUCCUGCACUGGUCCCUCUUCGUCUUCUUCAACCACGCCAAGGGCCACGACGGCAUCAUCGACCUCUUCCUCAACGAGAAGUACCUGCAGGCGAUCCAGACGAACUGCCCGUGGCUCCUGCGGUACCUGACGACGGCCGUCAUCAUCAACAAGCGGCGGCGGUCCACUUUGAAGGACCUCGUGCGCGUCAUCACCAUGGAGCACGACCUCAAGGCCGACCCCGUGACCCAGUUCCUCGAGUGCCUCUACGUCAAGUUCGACUUCGAGGGCGCGCAGCGGACGCUCGCGGAGUGCGACAAGGCGCUCCGCUCCGACUACUUCCUCUGCAACUGCGCCGACGCCUUCAUGGAGGACGCGCGCCUCUUCGUCUUCGAGACCUACUGCCGCAUCCACACGAAGAUCGACAUCGGCAUGCUCUCGGAUAAAUUGGUCAUGGAGCGCGAGAAGGCGGAGCGCUGGGUCGUCGACCUCAUCCGCGGCGCGCUCCUCGACGCGAAGAUCGACUCCCAGGACUCCUGCGUCGUCAUGGGCACGGACACGACGUCCGUCUACUCCCAGGUCAUCGACAAGACCCGGGACCUCUCCAACCGGUCCGCCGCGCUCCUCUCCGCGCUCGAGACCAAGAUCUGCGAGGCGAACUAGGCGCGCGCCGCCCCGACGCCCCCGCCCCCCCCCCCAUCGCUAACACGCCGUCGCA
Aureococcus anophagefferens is the source of this 1381-nucleotide messenger RNA. RefSeq lists its product as hypothetical. The record is from RefSeq and is a predicted model, not a curated record. Bases 1 to 1326 code for a protein of 441 amino acids. NCBI's taxonomy places the organism in Eukaryota, Pelagophyceae, Pelagomonadales, Pelagomonadaceae. Gene Ontology annotation, cellular component: cytoplasm; nucleus; eukaryotic translation initiation factor 3 complex. Gene Ontology annotation, molecular function: translation initiation factor activity. The transcript is spliced from 2 exons. Gene Ontology annotation, biological process: translational initiation.